This is a messenger RNA of Penicillium oxalicum, 1713 nucleotides long. RefSeq names its product translation initiation factor eIF2B subunit gamma. Gene Ontology annotation, biological process: cytoplasmic translational initiation. The record is from RefSeq and is a predicted model, not a curated record. Gene Ontology annotation, cellular component: guanyl-nucleotide exchange factor complex; eukaryotic translation initiation factor 2B complex. The transcript has 2 exons. Bases 1 to 1713 code for a protein of 570 amino acids. NCBI's taxonomy places the organism in Eukaryota, Fungi, Ascomycota, Eurotiomycetes, Eurotiales, Aspergillaceae. Gene Ontology annotation, molecular function: translation initiation factor activity; guanyl-nucleotide exchange factor activity.
AUGCCGCCUCCGUCAGCAGUUGUCCCCAGUGUUGGGAUUCAGGCUCUCGUACUCUGUGGGCCUGGUGUCUCGUUGAAUACCUUCACCACAAAUGAGGAGUAUCCAAAAGCCUUGAUCCCGUUGGCUAAUAGGCCGCUGAUCUACUACCAACUGUCUUGGCUCAAGAAGUCAGGAAUUACUGAUAUCACCCUUAUCACGCCUCCCUCGACAGCCGCCCCUCUUCAAGCUGCGCUGCAACAAAAUCCUCAUCUUACUUCCCUGCCAUCUCCGUCCCCGUCUGUCUUGGCGCCAAAGGGUCUUGACCUGAAUAUGGGAACUGCGGAGCUACUUCGGUUACCUGAAGUUCAAGCUUGCAUCAAGACCGACUUCCUCCUCCUUCCGUGCGACUUGGUGUGCGAAAUUUCGGGCGAGUCACUCUUGGAGGCAUGGAUGGUAUCUCAGAGUGCAUUGGGAGGUUCAUCAACAGUCUCUGAAGGUCGUAAUGCCCACGGUCCUACCUCAUCUGGACCUGGUGGUGAGUUGGGAGGGCGCCGCGGUGGUCUAACUGUCUUCUAUCAGACUCAAGAUCGGGAAGAAUCAGUCAAAGGGGAGGGCACGGACUUCUUGGCUAUCGCUCCUCUCGACAACGACGAGUCUCCCGCGGUCUCACACGCCGUUGACGGCCCCGCUGCCCUGAGACACAAUCUCUCCAAAGUUGUGCUUUCAAUGCCGAUGGCGACCGUCAAGGAGAAAAUGGAGCAUGAAAAGGGCCUGCUUCUCCGACAUUCUCUCGUGGAGACGCAUCCUCGGGUCAAAGUGCUCACCACUUUCCGCGACGCCCACCUCUAUAUAUUCCCGUACUGGGUGAAGGAACUGGCCCUUCGACAAGAGACCUUCCAGUCGAUUAGCGAAGAUCUCGUUGGUUUCUGGGCGAAGGCUGAGUGGCAACGAGGACUUGGCGAGAAGCUGGGGAUGGAUGAGAUCUUCCACCGCGACAACGGGCACAGUGCAGAGAGCGCCAGCCACGACGGCGAAUCAAUAGAAGAGGAAAUUGAUCUUCUGGCCAUGUCGACGACAAGCUCGAGGCCAAACAUCAAUGUUGGCAAACCCACCACAGCCACAUCCUUUGCAUCGAGGGUCUCCAAUGCUCCAUCUGGCGCUGAAAAAGAACAAUUAAAGAUCCCCCGGUUAUUGGCGUACAUCCAGCGGGGGUCUGCACCAUUUGUCCGUCGCGUAGACAGCAGCGCCAUCCUGCUAUCCACAGCUCUUCGUCUUGCGAAACUCGAGUCUAUUGAAGAAGCCGGUGCCGCUGCUUCGCCGUUCGCUCUUCCCCAGAAGAUUGCCAAUCCGGAUGGCGUUGCGCAGCGAACCACCAUUACCAAGGCUGACUGCUUGGUGGGCGAGAACACUACAGUCGAGUCCAAGUGCGUGAUCAAGGAGAGUGUGAUUGGCGCUAAUGUCAAGAUCUGUUCCGGUGCCCGGUUACAAAAAUGUCUGAUCAUGGACGGUGCUGUCGUGAACAGCUCCUGCACGCUUACCGGGUGUAUUGUGGGUCGCAGAGCGGUGAUUGGCAAGGACUCUGUUCUCAAAGAUUGCGAAGUCGGCGACGGCUAUCUCAUUGAGGAAGAGACCGAUGCCAAGAACGAGAAAUUCAUGAUUUUCGAGGGCCUCGAAGAUGAGGAGGAUAUGGGCAGCGCCGGCGAUUUUGAUGAAGAGGACGAGCUGGGAUUUUAG